Molecule: messenger RNA, 1680 nt
Organism: Chaetomium globosum CBS 148.51
Lineage: Eukaryota; Fungi; Ascomycota; Sordariomycetes; Sordariales; Chaetomiaceae
Exons: 3
Coding region: 1-1680 (559 amino acids)
Source: RefSeq, a predicted model, not a curated record
AUGUUCCUCCUCGACUAUCUCCACCACCGCCGCGACUGCCGCACCAAACAAACCGAGCGCGGGCGCCUCGCCGCCUCCCUCUCCGCCUACCACGGCCCACUGACCCCGGCCGACAAGGCCAUCCUCACCCAGCCCAUCGAAUCGCUCGUGGCCUCCGUCCACGCCGGCGGCUCCCUCACCGCCCUCGCCGUCCUGCGCUCCUACGGCCGACUGGCGCUGAAGGCUCACGCGCGCACGAAUUGUCUGACCGAGAUCCUGCUGCCCGAUGCGGAGAGGUGGGUGGUGGCGGCGGAGGCGGGGGGUGGUGUUGGUGUUGAGGGGGAGGGGGCGGUGAAUCUGGCGGGGCCGUUGGCGGGCGUGCCGGUCAGCUUGAAGGAUACGGUCGUGGUGGGCGGCUAUGAUGCGACCGUGGGGUACUCGGGGUUCGCGGGUAGGAGGGCGGCGCGGGAUGGGCCGAUGGUGAGGAUGUUGAAGGAUGCGGGCGCCGUGCCGUAUGUGAAGACGAAUUUGCCGAUUUCGCUGUUGAGUUUUGAGAGCGCGAAUGAGUUGUGGGGGCGCUGUCGCAAUCCGCAUAAUGCGGAUUAUUCGCCGGGGGGGAGUACUGGGGGGGGAGUCGGCGCUGCUGGCGAUGGGGGGAAAGGAUUGGGGAUUGGGAGUGAUGUGGCGGGGAGUGUGAGGGUGCCGGCGCAUUUUGCGGGGUGUUAUUCGAUUCGCUGCUCGACGGGGCGGUGGCCGAAGGCGGGGAUCGCGACGAGCAUGCCCGGCCAGGAGGGCGUGCCGAGCGUGUAUAGCCCGAUGGCGAGGACGUUGGGGGAUCUGACAUACUUUACGCGCGCGGUGCUGGGAGAGAUGGAACCGUGGAGGUACGACUAUACGGUGCAUCCGCUGCCGUGGAGGGGGGAGGUGGAGAGGGAGUUUGCGACCGCCGCGCGGAAGCUGAGGGUGGGUGUGUUGAGGACGGAUGGCGUGGUCGACCCGAGCCCUGCGUGUGCGAGGGCGCUGAGCAUGGCUGAAGAGGCGCUGAGGAGUCAAGGGUGUGAGAUUGUCGAAGUGGAGGGGACCCCGGAUAUGUAUGAGGGGCUGAGGCUUGCGUCGAUGCUGUUGAAUGCCGACGGAUGCCAGAUGUUUGAGUCGUUCCGGCGGCCUGGAGAGUGGCUCGAUGCCGGGGCUACACAAAUGAGGAGGCUGGCUGGGCUGUGGUCGCCAUUCAGGCAUUGGCGGGCGCAGUCGGCCUUCGAAAACUGGAAGCUGGUCAGCCAGCGAGAGGCGUACCGGGCGAGUUGGUUUGAGUGGUGGGACGAGCAGGGACUGGAUGUGAUCAUCUCGCCGCCGAAUGCCACGCCUGCGGUACCGCAUGACGGGAUGCGGGAUGCUGUGAGCAGCUGUGGAUACACAUUCUUGUUCAACCUGCUCGACUACUCGGCCGGUGUCCUUCCCAUCACGCACGUGCACAAGGGGCUGGACCAGCUACCCACCUCUUUCAGCACGAAGAACCUGAACCGAGUGGCGCGAGGCGCUUACAAACACUACGAUGCCGAGCGCAUGCACGGGUUGCCUGUGGGUGUGCAAGUAAUAGGGCGGCGGCUGGAAGAGGAGAAAGUCCUCGCGAUCAUGAAAAGGGUGGAGGACGGGCUUGGGAACGAGAAAUACCAGCUAAUGGAUCUGGAUGAGCUCGAUUAA